UUGAUCCUUUUUCCUCCCAUCAGUUUUGUUUCCUUAGUGUUUUCAGACUACUUUUUUUUUUAAAAAAAAGUGUUUUCAGACUGAAAAAAUUCUUGUGUAGAUUGCUACCCAUUGUUUGUGGUAUACGGUAUGCGUGUGGUAUCGCACGCCUGCAGUUUGUCCUGUUGCUGGAGUAUUUUUUUUUGGAAGUGUUGCUGGAGUAUUUGGUUGCCAGCAGUUGUUUAACAUUACUCCUCGGAACUAUCGACGAGGUGUCGAAAGCGGCCCGGCACAUGGUCAUGGUCAGCUUCAAGCUGUACUCCAUUGGAUGCGAGUACAAGCCAAGUACUACGUGAUGCUCAUGUCAUCACUUCCCUUGCUUGGGUCCAUUUGCGUCGGCUUUGGUCUUGUUCUUCUUCUUCCCAGGAAAACGGCUUUGGUCUUCUUCUUCUUCCCAGGGAAAUCAUUUGUGAGAAUGGAGUUAGGGUACCUUCGGCCGUGUUGAAUUUUGGUUCCAAAUCUAUAGGGAAAAAUAUCUAAUAAUCUGCCUGAACAAGUGCUAGCAAAUAUCGCUUUUUGAUGGUAAUAGCCUGCUCAUCUAUAUCUGGCUUCACACCCCAAUUAUUACUGUCAUCCUAGCUUACGCGUCAACGAACGAUGUGUCUCUGUCGCCGUACCCGGUCAAGGGUAGGAUAGGAUCCUCUGUGAUGGCUGUUCGAUGGUACUCAUUCUGUUCUAUUUUCUUUGCAGCACUACAGUGCAGCCCAUAGUCACCGUUAAUCUUGGCCUGCAUUUUAUUUUAACAUAUAAAAAUGAAAAUAGCUUUACUUUAUUUUAACAAAAGUAAAGUUGUUGGAUAAAACAUACAUUUUAUCAGUUUUCAAUAUGAUUCUAGAAUACUCUUAAAUCUACGUUUGGUCAGAACAAGAACCAUGAAGAUACUGGCAAGUUGCAGCCUGUUGCAUUUUGACCACUCAAACUUACAAUUAGCGUCAGUCGCCCCACUCUCGCCAACAUACCGAGGUGAGUAGAAAUGCGCCGUUCUCAUGUCACAGAAAAUCCUUCUCUCUCCUCCCCAACUCUCUCUCUCUCUCUCUCCUCCAACACAUACACCAUACAUGCUCGCUCUUCCUCUUCUUGGGUUCGUCCCCUCUGAUCUCUCCCUCACCCUCCCACCAUCUCUAGGGUUUUAGCACCCCAUUUCCCCAUCGCCAUUUCCGAUUGGAUCGCUCCCUCCUCGCCCGCCGCCAGGCAGAUCCCGCCGCGAGCCACCUACCCUCCGGCGCCGCCACCUUCGUCUCAGAGGUCUCCGCCCAAAGCUCGCACAAGUCCCCUCCUUUCGCCCAUUUGUUGCAAAGAUCGGAAUUUUUUUUCUUCAUCAUCCAUUUCUUGCGUUUCAUUCCUUCCGUUCCCGGAAAUUUCACCGCUUCCUUGAGAUCUCGCUUUCGUCGAUCUGAUCUUGCCGCGUCUCGCGAGAAGCAUAGCAGUUUUGUGCGAGAGUUCGGGGAGAAGAUCCCCAGAGUUGAGAUUCUUGCGCCCAUUUGCUCGCUCCAAUACCUUUCAGAAGCAUCUGAUCUCGAAUAGUGAAAGAAAGUAGCCACCUUUGUGUCGUUUCUUGCAACUAGGCUUGGCCCCUGCGUAUUGGUGGUGGCUUGGCGCUGAGGGGGAGCUCUGCGGCGCUGCCCAUUCCUAUGAAUGGACGGGAGGGAGUCCACAGUGGCGUCCGGCCCCAACUUCUCGUUCUACGCGCAGCACCGGGGCAUCGGGGCUCCGGGAGUCCCCAGCCACUCGCCGGGGCUCCACGGCCCGCCGCCCGGCGGAUACCGGCAGCAUCUUGAUGCAGUCUCUGCGGGGUACGCAUUCCAGACCCCGCACGUCGGUGGCCCCCACAUUGGGCAGGGGUACCACCAUGUUGAGGCCUCACCUCCUGUGGCACAGCACAGCGCCGGUGGCGGCGCUAGCUCCGGUGGUGCUAUGGACAUUGGCAUGGGUGUGGCCGUGAGUGCUGAGGCUAAGGGGGAUCAGGGGAGUGUGGCUGGCCAGGAUGAGCAGGUGAAGAAGAAGCGUGGGAGACCAAGGAAAUAUAAGCCUGAUGGGGCGGUGACUCUUGGGUUAUCACCCUCUUCAUCAUCAACGCCUCACUCAUCGAACUCGGGGAUGGGAACCAUGGUCAGCACACCAGGUUCAGGAUUUGGAUCAGGGGGUUCAGGCUCUGGUGCUCCAUCAGAGAAACGUGGCAGGGGACGGCCUCCUGGCUCUGGGAAGAUGCAACAGUUGGCUUCGCUUGGAAAGUGGUUUCUUGGCUCUGUUGGAACAGGUUUUACUCCUCAUGUGAUAAUUAUUCAACCAGGAGAGGAUGUUGCUGCUAGGAUAAUGGCGUUUUCACAACAAGGCCCAAGGGCAGUGUGCAUCAUUUCAGCUACUGGAGCUGUUUCUACGGCAACCCUUCACCAGGAUUCAGACUCUGGUGGUGUGGUUACAUAUGAGGGUCGAUUUGAGAUCCUAUGCCUUUCUGGGUCAUACUUGGUGCUAGAUGAUGGUGGCACACGGACCCGAAGCGGAGGGCUUUGCAUAGCUUUGUGUGGUCCCGACCACAGGGUUAUCGGCGGCAGUGUAGGUGGAGUCCUGACAGCAGCUGGAACAGUUCAGGUGAUCGUGGGGAGCUUCAUGUAUGGCGGUUCGAAGAAAAACAAAGGUAAAGCCGAGGCAGACAUGGAGCAGGAGGAGGCGAAUGCUGGUGAGGAAGAGGCGGCCCCCGCAAUGGUGCUGCAGCAGGAGCACAACAUGCCUCCUCACGUGAUGAGCGGAUGGCCUCCGGGCAUGAUGAGGGAGAUGGACUCGCGAGCCUCAAACAUCGAUAUCAACUCGAUCCGCGAGUAGGGGGAGUAGGCCAGGCUCUCUGACAUUAUUGAAGGUAAGAAAAGAAACCAUCCUCAGCAGUGGCUGAGCUAGAGGACACAGGCACAGCAUGCAUGCAUGCGCUAACCUCCCCGUAGGUGCGAGAAGAGUUGUUGUGGUUGCUGUGUUAAGUAGGAACCCUGCGUGUGUCGUAUCGUAUCAUGUCAUAUAAUUAAGAGUUUAUGGUGUUGUACUUGGAUGCUGUUGUAUGAGAUAAUGAGAUAUGCUUUUGCUACCAACCAGCCGUACGUAUUCUAAUGUAUGUAUGCCAUGGUAGAAUGAA
This is a messenger RNA of Panicum virgatum (switchgrass), 3160 nucleotides long. RefSeq names its product AT-hook motif nuclear-localized protein 9-like. Gene Ontology annotation, molecular function: minor groove of adenine-thymine-rich DNA binding. The record is from RefSeq and is a predicted model, not a curated record. Bases 1675 to 2859 code for a protein of 394 amino acids. NCBI's taxonomy places the organism in Eukaryota, Viridiplantae, Streptophyta, Magnoliopsida, Poales, Poaceae. The transcript has 5 exons.